AUGGGCUCUAUAGCUUCAGACCGGCCAACGGCCAUUAGUGUAUCACUCUCAGACCUCGAAUCUAGCAACGUGGACCUUUCAACUCUCGAGCAAGCCUUUGGUCCCAACUCGCUGGGCAUUAUUCUGGUCCGCGAUCUUCCUUCUACUUACCCAGCUCUGCGAAAGAAACUUCUUAGCUACUCAUCGUUCCUUGCCAACCUUCCAGCUUCGGAACUGGCCAAGGUUGAGAAACCAGAAGCACGCUACAACAUUGGCUGGUCCCAUGGAAAGGAAAAACUCGACAAUGGCAAGUACGAUACGAGCAAAGGAAGUUUCUAUGUCCAGCCGGGCGAGCAGGAUCAAAGUCUGGUGAAGAAGGCGAGGGAGAUGUAUCCUGAAUUGAAGGAUAUGACCUCCGAGAACGUCUGGCCAGAAGAAGAUGUGCUGCCGGGGUUCAAAGCGUGUGUGGAAGAAAUGUKCGAGUUGAUUGUCGGCGUUGCUGCAUUGGUGGCAAGGGCAUGUGAUCGGUAUGGGAAGGCAAACUUGGAGGGUUACGGGAACGGUGUGCUGGAGAACAUCGUGCGAGGGAGUGUUGCUACCAAGGCCAGACUGCUGCAUUACUUUCCUGCUGCUGAGACUGCCGCGCCAGCCGAGGGAGAGAAGGAAGUGGAAAUGGACGACGAUAGCUGGUGUGGUACGCACACGGAUCUUGGCGCUCUCACUGGCCUCACAUCGAACAUGUUCGUUGAUGAAGCACUGCACAAGCCGAACCUUCAAUCGUCAAAGGACGGCAUAUUGGAGGAGCUGGAAGCUCACCCGGAUCCCAAGGCAGGCCUUUGGAUCAAAGAUCGUGCUGGUCGCACUACGCAGGUUGAUAUUCCAAGGGACUGUCUGGCGUUUCAAACGGGUGAGGCACUGCAGUUGAUCACGAGGGGGAAGUUCCGCGCUGUGCCGCAUUUUGUUCGAGGCGCAAGGACCGAGAAAGGAGCGAAGAUUGCGAGGAAUACGUUGGCGGUGUUCACACAGCCGAACCUCUGGGAGGUCGUGGAUGGGGAGAGGGGAUUGGAUUUUGCCGGAUUGGCGAAGGAAAUCUUUGGGAAGACUUAUUGA
Molecule: messenger RNA, 1089 nt
Organism: Ramularia collo-cygni
Lineage: Eukaryota; Fungi; Ascomycota; Dothideomycetes; Mycosphaerellales; Mycosphaerellaceae
Exons: 1
Coding region: 1-1089 (362 amino acids)
Source: RefSeq, a predicted model, not a curated record